Pollicipes pollicipes is the source of this 859-nucleotide messenger RNA. RefSeq names its product UDP-xylose and UDP-N-acetylglucosamine transporter. Gene Ontology annotation, molecular function: UDP-xylose transmembrane transporter activity; UDP-N-acetylglucosamine transmembrane transporter activity. Lineage: Eukaryota; Metazoa; Arthropoda; Thecostraca; Pollicipedomorpha; Pollicipedidae. Gene Ontology annotation, biological process: UDP-N-acetylglucosamine transmembrane transport. The record is from RefSeq and is a predicted model, not a curated record. Gene Ontology annotation, cellular component: Golgi membrane; endoplasmic reticulum membrane.
CGGCGUGAAAGGGUGACGGGCGUGUUUAUGUGGACUGAAAGGCUAUUUUCCAAGUAUUGCAGAAGUUAAAUACUCACCGCCGCAUAUAACGCUCCAGGGCUGUGAGGCUGCCAGCAGACAUGCAGCCGACCCUUGCCAUCGUGCUGGUGCUGCUCGGGUGCUGCUCCAACGUUGUCUUCUUGGAGCUGUUGACCACUGCACAUCCUGGCUCAGGAAACAUCAUAACGUUCUCGCAGUUUUUGUUCAUCGCUGUACACGGAUUUGUGUUCACCAUGAAGUGUGGAACCGUGCGCUCGGCGAUACCAGUAAGCAAGUACUUCCUCAUGGUGGGACUCUUCUUUGUCGUCAGCGUCAUCAACAAUUAUGCCCUGAACUUUGGCAUCCCUAUGCCAUUGCAUAUGAUCUUUAAAGCGGGGUCGCUGGUGGCCAACCUGCUGAUGGGAAUGGUGGUACUAGGCCGCUACUACCCGCUGCACAAGAACGCCGCCGUCGUGGCCAUCUCGGCCGGCAUCGGCCUGUGCACGUACGCGUCGCGGGGCGGCGCUGCUGAGCCGGGCGCCGACGGCGGCCCGGAUAGCACCGUCACCAUGACGAUCGGCGUGGCGCUGCUCACCUCGGCGCUCCUGCUGUCAGCCCGACUCGGCAUCUAUCAGGAGGUGCUGUACACCACCUUCGGCAAGCACUCGCAGCAGGCUCUCUUCUUCACGCACGCGCUGCCGCUGCCCGGCUUCCUGCUGCUAGCUUCCGACAUCGGCCACCACACGGCGCUGUUCUCGGCGUCGGAGCCGCUGGCACUGCCGCUGCUGCCGGUGCCCGUUCCGCGGCUCUGGUUCUUCCUCGCCUGCAACGUGGUCACACA